Gongylonema pulchrum is the source of this 585-nucleotide messenger RNA. NCBI's taxonomy places the organism in Eukaryota, Metazoa, Nematoda, Chromadorea, Rhabditida, Gongylonematidae. The record is from the annotation of a GenBank genome assembly.
AUGCAGAAACCAUUCUGGGCACCAACAAAUCCAAAAAUCUAUGGAAUGAUGGAUAUUUUGACAAUGCUGCCACUCGGUUACGCAUCCUACCGCGUUUUCAAGUACGGCGGAGGUUUCGAGUUCAACGGCAUAACGGCAAUGGCACUUGGACUUUACGGCGCAAGCCUCGUUUUCGCCUUCCAUUCAAUGCCAUUCAUCAAAGCAACGUCCGGUUGUACGGUUGGACCAGAAUUGCUCCCUGAUCGUAUGUAUAUAACUCCGCUGCCGCGCCUCGCUUGCCAGUUCUUUUUAGUGCAAAAUCCAUACACAGUUCUGUCCAUGUUUAAUGUGCGACAAUGUUCCACGCAAUCAUUUGGUGUCAGCCGGGGGGUUAGCAGAUUCCGUGAAAGCUUGCCGGAUGGAAUGCAGCACAAUAUGGUGCGGCGUUUAGAUUACAUGGUCUGCAAAUACAGCCCUGCUCCGCGACAACACCAGCUCGUUCACACAUCAUCGGGCCGACUGAAGAAGCUUCCGGACUAUUUGUAUUCGUUGAUUUGUGAAAUGGUAAUUCUGACAGUCGGCAUGAUUUGCAGCUCAUCAACAUGA